Trematomus bernacchii (emerald rockcod) is the source of this 1608-nucleotide messenger RNA. RefSeq names its product hypoxia inducible factor 1 subunit alpha, like (gene hif1al). The record is from RefSeq and is a predicted model, not a curated record. Gene Ontology annotation, molecular function: DNA-binding transcription factor activity, RNA polymerase II-specific; RNA polymerase II transcription regulatory region sequence-specific DNA binding. Lineage: Eukaryota; Metazoa; Chordata; Actinopteri; Perciformes; Nototheniidae. Gene Ontology annotation, biological process: regulation of transcription by RNA polymerase II; cellular response to hypoxia.
AUGGAUACAGCAGGUAGGAGAGAGGAGUCUGAAGAGGAGGAGGAAGAGGAGGAAGAUCAGAUGGAUGCUUUCUAUCCUCAGGCUCUCGGGGGCUUCAUCAUGGUGAUGACGGAGGAGGGAGAGCUGAUCUACCUGACGGAGAGCGUCAGCAGACACAUCGGCCUCACGCAGCUGGAGCUGCUGGGUCAGAGUGUUUAUGACUUUGUUCAUCCCUGUGAUCAGGAGGAGCUCAGAGACCUGCUCACUACACGUCCAGGUUUACGUAAGAAACCGCUGGCAGAACAGCCGAGUGAGAGGAACUUCUUCCUGAGAGUGAAGAGCACGCUGACCAGCAGGGGGCGCACCGUCAACAUCAAGUCUGCUGCCUGGAAGGUUGUCCACUGUACGGGUCACCUCCGUCAGCUGGGCGGGGGCUCCACGUCGCCCCCUGCAGGCAGAGUGAUGACCCUGCUGUGUGAGCCAAUCCCUCACCCCUCCAGCGUGGAGUUCCCUCUGGACACCUGCACCUUCCUCACCCGCCACAGCAUGGACCUGCGCUUCACCCACUGCGAGGGCAGGGUGACAGAGUUGGUGGGAUACAAACCUGAAGAUCUGAUUGGCUGCUCAGCCUACAAGUUUUAUCAUGCACUUGACUCUCAUCACGUCAACAAGAGCCUGCAGACACUGCUGUCUAAAGGCCAGGUGAGCACCAGACAUUACCGCUUCCUGGCGAACAGCGGGGGCUUCGUGUGGGCGGAGACCCAGGCCACCGUCCUCUACAGCAGCAGGACGUCGCUGCCCGAGGCCGUGGUCUGCCUCAAGUUCAUCCUCAGCGGUGUGGAGCAGCCGGACGUGGUUUUCUCCGUGGAGCCCCGCUGCGGCCGGCUGCCUGAAGCUGAGCCCCAACCAGCAGAGGAUUCUGGGAUUUCUGACCUCAGCCAGUCUGACUCCGGCAGGAGGAAGGAGGAGCUUCUGAAGGAGGCUUCAGAGGCGGAGGACCCCAUCACCCCGCUGACAGGAGAUUUCUUGGAGCUGUCGUUCUGCAGUCCCUGCGGUCAGUGCUCUGUGCCGGAGCACCCUCAGGACCUGUGCACCCCCCAGCUGCGUCAGCUGCUCUCACCCAUCUUCAGCCCCCUCACUCCACCUUCCUCAUCCUCACCCUGCUCCUCCCCUGAGGAUCAGCUGGAGGUGAUGGAUCUGCAUAUGUUGGCUCUGUAUAUCUCCAUGGACGAUGACUUCCAGCUGAGCGUCCUCAGCAGUGUGCCGGAGGACGACAAGCCCUCCUCCUCUAAAGCGUCCGCUGGGAGGCCGGCAGACACAGCCAGCAGGAAACGGACUCAUCACCCAGAUGAGGAGUUGCUGAUGAUUCAGGACAAGAGACAGAAAGCGGAUCCUUCCUCCAUAGAAGAGGAACUGCUGCUCAGCCACAGACUGCUGGACUGUCUGGAGGAAAUCAACCAAUCAGAUUGCUUCGUGCAGCCGGGCCCGCUCACAGACAGAGACCCUGUUCUGGGGGCCAUGCAGGGACUUUGUGAUACUGCAGAUUUCACUCGGUCACUCGUUGUACUCGGUGUUCAAGACUGUGACUUCCUGUCUGUAAAGUGUCCUCAGACCCUGGACAGCUGUUGA